Molecule: messenger RNA, 877 nt
Organism: Papilio xuthus (Asian swallowtail)
Lineage: Eukaryota; Metazoa; Arthropoda; Insecta; Lepidoptera; Papilionidae
Exons: 5
Coding region: 165-818 (217 amino acids)
Cellular component (GO): myosin II complex
Molecular function (GO): calcium ion binding
Source: RefSeq, a predicted model, not a curated record
CCUAAGCAAGUUUAAAAAAAUCAGUGAAAUAUAUUUAAUCAUUUUUGACGGACAAUGUGUCUUACUGUGGACACUAAAAAUUUUUAGCUUUAUGUAUUUUCAUUACAACAUCUAAAUUUCAGUUUUAUUUUUAGUAAAUUAAAUGUAAAAGGAAACUUACUAAAAUGAAGGCGAAUAUUCCAGGUAAUAUUAUAGAUCCCUUGGGAGAUAAGGCUCCUCGAUUUUCAGAGCAACAUCUAAAUGAGAUUUUGGAAUGGUUUGAAGAAAAAUCACAGCCCGUAAGUGUGCCGGAUAUCGAUGAACCGUUAAAAUUUGUAAAUGUCGACCAACUGAUGCAGUUUUUAGAAGAAAGGAGAUUUCACAAAAGAGGCUUUUACUACCCAACUUUUGGAGAAGUUAUAUCAGAAGCUGAAACAUUUAAUGCAGGAACAACACGAAUAUUCACAAAAGAACAAAUUUUGUAUAUGUUAGAUAAAUGGGUCAUUGAAGCUAAGAUUAAACAUGAAUUAAAAUUGGCAUUUAAAGUAUUUGAUAGCGAGAAUCGGUCUUUUUUGGACAUUGAUGAAAUUCGAGUAAUCGCUACAAGUGUUGGUGAACCCUUUGAUGAAGAUGAAACGAUAGAACUUUUGCGUGACGCUAACGUAAGAGGAGAUGGAAACGUUUAUUAUGAAGAUUUUGUGGAAUCUUUGUUUAGUCUUGCUCCUGAAUUGUAUAACAUAAAGGCUGAGUAUUUAUUUGAAGACCCAGAAGGAGACCCUUCUCAAAUAGAAUCAGAUUUAGAAGUUCCAGCACCAGCACAGACUAAAGAGAAAAAAUAAAAAUGAAUGAUUAAAAAUGUCUAACAUUUUCCUUUAAUUAUGUUUACAACAUAAGGAGU